Molecule: messenger RNA, 531 nt
Organism: Dicrocoelium dendriticum
Lineage: Eukaryota; Metazoa; Platyhelminthes; Trematoda; Plagiorchiida; Dicrocoeliidae
Source: the annotation of a GenBank genome assembly
GUCAUGCGUUUGACGCACUCCAUUGCUUCUGUCGCGCUGACUGGAUAGAUAACUUUCUCGCCUCAUUUAAUGGCAUGGCUAGUGAUGGAGAGACAAAGGCUGUGGAUAAUAUAUCACCACUGGACGCAAUUUUACUCGCAUGUCUUGCAGUUAUACUUGUGUUGUCCAUCGUGGCAAUUGCACUCCCUCAAAGCGGUCGGAACACCUUACCUGCCACAGGUGAGAUCGAAGGAGCGUAUGUUUUGGACGUUCUGGCUAUAAUAACGGUGGUCAUCGGAACUGUUUUGGAAAUUGUCCUAUUUUUCUGUCUCCGGGCGAAAUUUCGACAUUUCUACAGCCUGCUGCUAUUUUUGCUCUGCUUUCCUUUAGCUUGCUUUGUUGGCUCCGCUUUCCUCGUCUACAGUGCGCGGCCAUAUUACGGGGACUGGUUGAUCGGUGCGAGCAGUAUCGCUUUUCUGACUUCGUUUAUUGCAAGCAUUCAAAUGUGUGUGGAGUAAUGAUAUUUCUGAAUAAAAUAUUUUUGCACGUCUG